Vombatus ursinus (common wombat) is the source of this 1260-nucleotide messenger RNA. It is a transcript of the gene NTSR1, whose product is annotated as neurotensin receptor 1. Gene Ontology annotation, molecular function: G protein-coupled neurotensin receptor activity. Gene Ontology annotation, cellular component: plasma membrane. Gene Ontology annotation, biological process: neuropeptide signaling pathway. The record is from RefSeq and is a predicted model, not a curated record. NCBI's taxonomy places the organism in Eukaryota, Metazoa, Chordata, Mammalia, Diprotodontia, Vombatidae. The coding region runs from base 1 to 1260 and encodes 419 amino acids. The transcript is spliced from 4 exons.
AUGCGCCUCAACAGCACGGCACCCGCUCCCCCCAGCCAGUCAGAACCAGGUUCUUUCAGUUUGGAGCCGUCGGAGGGUGGAGUGAGGGACCGGGCACUGCUGGCCCCGGGUUACAGCAACAACAGUGCCAACUCUUCAGAGCGGCUCCUCACCCCAGACACUGACCUGGACGUGAACACAGACAUCUACUCUAAGGUGUUGGUCACUGCCGUUUACCUGACGCUCUUCGUGGUGGGCACUGUGGGGAACUCGGUCACUGCCUUCACACUGGUCCGCAAGAAGUCGCUGCAAAAUCUGCAGAGUACCGUCCACUACCACCUGGCCAGUCUGGCUCUCUCCGACCUCCUCAUCCUCCUUCUGUCCAUGCCCAUCGAGCUCUACAACUUCAUUUGGGUCCACCACCCUUGGGCCUUCGGCGACGCCGUGUGUCGGGGUUACUACUUCCUUCGAGAUGCUUGCACUUACGCCACCGCUCUCAACAUCGCCAGCCUCAGCUUGGAGCGUUAUAUGGCUAUCUGCCACCCGUUCAAGGCCAAGAGCAUCAUGUCCAGAAGCCGAACCAAGAAGUUCAUCAGCUGCAUCUGGCUCCUCUCCUUCCUGCUCGCCAUCCCCAUGCUCUUCACCAUGGGCCAAUUCAAUGCCAGCCCAGAUGGCGACCCCAACGGCCUCAUCUGUACUACCAUUGUAGAUACUUCCACUGUCAAGAUCGUCAUCCAGGUCAAUGCGUUCAUCUCCUUCCUAUUCCCAAUGGUGGUCAUUUCGGUCCUGAAUACCAUCAUUGCUGACCAGCUUACCAUCAUGUUCCACCAGGCAGCCCAGCAGAACCAGGUCUGCACAAUUGGAGGGCAACAGACCAUGCUCAGUAUGUCCAUAGAACCCAGCCGUGUCCAAGCUCUAAAGCAUGGAGUUCGAGUCUUGCGUGCAGUGGUCAUCGCCUUCGUAGUCUGCUGGCUUCCCUACCACGUUCGUCGCCUGAUGUUCUGCUAUAUCCCAUCUGAUCACUGGUCCCCGUUCCUCUAUGAUUUCUACCACUACUUCUACAUGCUCACCAACGUCCUCUUCUAUGUCAGCUCCACCAUCAACCCCAUUCUCUACAACUUGGUGUCAGCCAACUUCCGGCAGAUCUUCAUUUCCACCCUGGCUUUCCUCUGCCCUCCCUGGAGAAGAAGGAAAAAAAGACCGAGGUUCUCCAGGAAGUCUAACAGUAUCUCCAGCAACCACACCUUUUCCAGCAAUGUCACCCGGGAAACACUCUACUAG